AUCUUCAUCCUUGGCAUCCCCGCGCGCCUCGCCGCCGUCUGGUUCGGCCCCACGCAGGUGUCCACGGCGUGCGCCAUCGGCGUCUUCGGGAACCAGCUCGGCGUUGCUUUGGGGUUCCUGCUGCCUCCCGCCAUCGUGCCCGACUCCGAGGACCCGGACGAGGUGGCCACGGGACUCGCCAUCAUGUUCUACUCCGUCGCCGGCCUCACCACCCUGCUCUUCGUCACCAUCAUCGUGGUGUUUAAGGAAAGCCCUCCGACGCCUCCCAGUACAGCUGCACUCUCACAAGAGGACUCGGGCACCUACUUCCAUGGUGUUGUAAGGUUGAUGAAGAACCCAGGCUACGUCUUGCUUCUUUUAUCGUAUGGAAUCAACGUUGGUGCCUUUUAUGCCAUUUCAACUUUGCUCAACCAGGUUGUUCUGGGACAUUUCCCUGGCGAGACUAAGAAUGCUGGACGAAUUGGGCUCCUCAUUGUUCUCGCAGGAAUGUUGGGGUCUGUUGUGUGUGGGUUUAUUCUAGACAGGACGGCAAAAUUCAAGUUGGUGACGCUGAUUAUCUAUGUCAUGUCAAUGGUGUUCAUGCUGGCAUAUACAUUCAUAUUCCACCUGGAGACACUAUGGCUAGUGUUUGUCACAGCAGGAUUGCUAGGGUUCUUCAUGACUGGCUAUUUACCUGUGGGCUUUGAAUUCGCAGCAGAGUUAACUUACCCAGAAGCUGAAGGUACAAGCUCAGGCCUGUUAAAUGCAUCUGCUCAGUUCUUUGGCAUCUUUUGCACCAUGGCUGAUGGUCAGUUAUUAGAGAGCUUUGGUGAUAUGGCUGCCAAUCUGCUCCUAGUCGCGGUGCUGUUAGUGGGCUCCGUCAUGACAGCCUGCAUAAAAGAAGAACUACGAAGACAAGCAGCGCACAAGAAAGCAUCCCCAUCAGGCAUUCAGCCCCAAGUGUGAAUUUAGACUCUGUGGGGUUCUUUCUCAUUAUUGGGCAUAAUAUAGGCAAGUAAAUGACAUUAUCUAUGGGAAGCAGAAUGUGUGUGUGUGUGUGUGUGUGUGUGUGUGUGUGUGUGUGUGUGUGUGUG
This is a messenger RNA of Penaeus monodon (black tiger shrimp), 1073 nucleotides long. Its product is annotated as feline leukemia virus subgroup C receptor-related protein 2-like. Lineage: Eukaryota; Metazoa; Arthropoda; Malacostraca; Decapoda; Penaeidae. Gene Ontology annotation, cellular component: membrane. Gene Ontology annotation, biological process: heme export; transmembrane transport. The record is from RefSeq and is a predicted model, not a curated record. Gene Ontology annotation, molecular function: heme binding; heme transmembrane transporter activity.